Hyaloscypha bicolor E is the source of this 962-nucleotide messenger RNA. RefSeq names its product putative prolyl 4-hydroxylase alpha subunit. Gene Ontology annotation, cellular component: endoplasmic reticulum. The record is from RefSeq and is a predicted model, not a curated record. The coding region runs from base 51 to 899 and encodes 282 amino acids. NCBI's taxonomy places the organism in Eukaryota, Fungi, Ascomycota, Leotiomycetes, Helotiales, Hyaloscyphaceae. Gene Ontology annotation, molecular function: procollagen-proline 4-dioxygenase activity; iron ion binding; L-ascorbic acid binding. Gene Ontology annotation, biological process: peptidyl-proline hydroxylation to 4-hydroxy-L-proline. The transcript has 2 exons.
GCUCAACAAAACACAUUUGACAGCCCUCAAAGCCCAUCCCCCUAUUCAAAAUGUUUUCAAUGUCAGGCUUGAGUUUCUUGCAUACGUUUUAUUUCUCUAUAGCUAUUGCUGGAGCCAUGUUUGCCCUUUUUGGUCACCUCCUACCUGAUUUCAGUAUUUCGAGCUCCGCAGUUGGCCAAACAGUUUGCAAACAAAUGGCCAGCCUUUGCACGCCAAAUUUGAACCACGACGAGCAGAAAUAUCAAGUUCAGAUCUUCUCGAGAGAUCCACUCAUUGUUUACAUCCGGAAUUUCGUGAGUAGCGACGAGAUUGCUUACCUGCUCGAUAUCAGUGAGGACAAAUACGAGCCAUCCAGGGUCUACGGCGGCUUGGAUGAGAGGCCAAUCGACCAAAAGACGCGAGUCUCCGAGUCUGCGUUCAUGCAUCGCAAGGACCCGGUGGUUCGCCGCAUCUCAAAGCGGGCCAGGGAGUUCCAAGGCUGGCGCGGCAAUGCCACACUCAUCGAGCCCCUGUUGGUCCAGCGGUACAAUGUCGACGGGUUUUACAGCUAUCACUUCGACUGGGACGAAUCUCUGGCCCAGGGAAACCGGGCUACGACUUUUAUGGCUUACCUGGUGGGCAACUGCACCGGAGGAGGGACGAAUUUCCCGUUUUUGCCGCAACCUAGAGAUACACGCUGGUGCGAUGUCAUCGAGUGUGACGAGGAAGGGAGGGACGGCUACCAGGGCGUGAUUUUCAAGCCGAUUGUGGGAUCAGCCAUAUAUUGGGAGAAUUUUCACCCUAAUGGGACCGGGCACAAGGGCGUCUAUCAUGCCGGCUUACCGGUCAGGUCAGGAAUGAAGGUAGGAUUGAAUAUAUGGUCGUGGGAUUCCGCUUGGGUUAGACCAGAGAUAGUGUAGGUUUGAGCUUUAGAAGGUAGUGAAGGAGUAAAUCUGAGUGCAUUUCAGUCUGGUCUGCGUAAG